Messenger RNA from Eruca vesicaria subsp. sativa (arugula), 911 nucleotides. Lineage: Eukaryota; Viridiplantae; Streptophyta; Magnoliopsida; Brassicales; Brassicaceae. The record is from the annotation of a GenBank genome assembly.
GAGAACACAUCGCGUGCCUCCUUCUGAAACAACCAAUACAGUACUUGUAUUUGCUUCCAUCAACUAUGGCUUAUUCAGCUCCGAUUUCUCCAUCCCUAUCCGUAUUCAAAAACCCCCAACUCACCAAAUUCCCGUUCGCUUUCUCCCCACUUCUCUCUCGCUCUAGGAUUCAGAAUCUAAGGAUGGCCGUGAGGAACAAGACGUCGUUGUCGUCAUCUUCCUUGGUGGUGGCGACGGCGGCAGAGAAGCAGAAGAAGAGAUACCCUGGAGAAUCGAAAGGGUUUGUGGAGGAGAUGAGGUUUGUGGCUAUGAGACUUCACACGAAAGAGCAGGCCAAGGAAGGAGAGAAAGAGACAAAAUCUCCUGAGGAACGUCCCGUCGCUAAAUGGGAACCCACCGUUGAAGGUUACUUGAGGUUUUUGGUGGAUAGUAAGCUGGUUUACGACACCCUUGAAGGGAUUAUUCAUCAAUCCAUUUUCCCAACUUAUACAGAAUUCAAAAACACGGGGCUGGAAAGGGCAGAGAAAUUGGCCACUGAUUUGGAGUGGUUCAGAAAACAAGGCUACGAGAUUCCAGAACCAACUUCUCCUGGUAAAACAUAUUCUCAGUAUUUAAAGGAUUUAGCAGAGAAUGAUCCUCCAGCAUUCAUUUGUCACUUCUACAACAUCUACUUCGCCCACAGCGCUGGUGGCCGAAUGAUUGGAAGAAAGGUAGCCGAAAGGAUUCUAGACAAUAAAGAACUCGAGUUUUACAAAUGGGACGGCGACCUUUCUCAAUUGUUGCAGACCGUUAGGGAAAAACUGAACAAAGUUGCUGAGGAGUGGACGAGAGAAGAAAAGAAUCAUUGUUUGGAAGAGACCGAGAAAUCGUUCAAGUAUUCUGGUGAGAUACUUCGUCUCAUAUUGUCCUGA